Messenger RNA from Odocoileus virginianus texanus, 2225 nucleotides. RefSeq names its product patatin like phospholipase domain containing 4 (gene PNPLA4). Gene Ontology annotation, molecular function: retinyl-palmitate esterase activity; triacylglycerol lipase activity. The record is from RefSeq and is a predicted model, not a curated record. NCBI's taxonomy places the organism in Eukaryota, Metazoa, Chordata, Mammalia, Artiodactyla, Cervidae. Gene Ontology annotation, biological process: triglyceride catabolic process; lipid homeostasis. Gene Ontology annotation, cellular component: lipid droplet; cytoplasm; membrane.
UUUGCUCAAACUCGUGCCCAUUGGGUCGAGGACGCCAUCCAACCAUCUCAGCCUCUGUCGCCCUCUUCUCAACCUGCUGGCAGUGCCCAAAUGCAGGAAGCAGCUGGCCCUGCCACCACAUAUUUUGGCCCUGCGGACCUUAUCUCUUCUUACAAUUGUGAUGCCCCCACAUCACUUUAAGCCAGACCAUCCCAGGCCUUAGGCCAGGGCUUUGCCAACUUUAGCAUGCAGAGCAACAUCUGGGGAUUCUGCUAAAACGCAGACUGUGCUUCAGGAGAUUUGAGGACUGGGCUUCCUCCUUUCCGGUAAAUGCCCUGGAGGAUGCUCUCUUGGGAAGACCACACCCUACCAGAGAGUUAGAAGGCAGCGGAAGGAUGAAAAUAUUGAACAGCACGUCCUUCUACAAUUCCUGAUACACACUCCCCCUACCCUUCACUAAAUCCUAAUGGAGUCAAGAAUUCAGCAUAAUGCAGUUGUACUAUGCAUAGUUGUUAGGAUGUCUUUGGGAUCGGCUGUUUACAAGGAGAGAAAAAAAAAACCCCGCCUCCUUAGUCAUCACAUCCGGGGUUCUUGCUUACAGAAAGUGUCCUCGGGCAGAGUUCAGGGCCCUGGCACCUCAAAUGGGGGAGAAAGAAGAGGCGUAGGGGAAAGGCCAUUUAGGGGAGCUCCCGCCCACUCCCUCUCCUGCUUAGAGACACUCUUGGCAUUUUUCAGAUUCUCUUCUGUAGCUUCGGUGGGAAGAAACCUGUCCUCCAACAAGGGGAUCUGUGCCACCUUCCACCACAAAGCCCGCCAAUUCCUCCAGGCUUGGUUGUUAGGAUUAGACAGGGACGACACUGUUCGGGGACAGAAGGAGCCGCCGCUCCUUUGCCUCUGGAUGGAAAUGCCAGCCGAGUGCGGGCCGCCAGGCUGAGGUCUAUCGAGGGGCAGCGGUGCCCACUGACGAAAACAAGAGGCUGGUCCCCUGCAGGCCGGCUCUGAAGCACCAACUUCCACGAGUGAGCGCCAGCUCGCAUUCUGCCACCCCGUUUUGCAGAGAACUCAGCUGGGAAGCUCAGAAAGGUUAACACAACCCGCGUCCACACAGCCUAAGGCGGCCUGAGGAACCGAACGCUGCCCAAAGCCGUAGUUCGGCCUCUCCAAUAAUGCUGAGGGACAACAAAUCACAGGUUGCCUCGCAAAAGCCGAGGGACGGCCAACCCCAAGGUGGCCCCUAGAGCCCGCCCUAACACGGACAGUCGGACCCGCCUGGAGGCGGAGACGGGAAACCACUUCCGGGAAACGGCCGGCCACAGAGCCAAGCACUUCCGGUGCAAGGCACAGGCAGGUCGUUCGGUGGUUAACGGACUCGCAGUUUCGCAGCUAGGAUGCCACACAUCAACCUGUCGUUUGCAGCGUGUGGGUUUCUGGGCAUCUACCACUUGGGGGCAGCAUCGGCACUUUGCAAACACGGCCGAAAGCUGCUGAAGGUUGUCAAGGCCUUUGCCGGAGCUUCUGCGGGAUCCUUGGUUGCUUCAGUUCUCCUCACGGCGCCGCAGAAAAUAGAGGAAUGUAACAAGUUUACCUGUGAUUUUGCCGAAGAAAUCCGAAGGCAGUCUCUUGGGGCACUGACACCUGGCUAUGAUUUCAUGGCCCGAUUGAGGAGUGGAGUGGAGUCGAUUCUCCCUGCCAACGCGCAUGAGCUGGCCCACGACCGCCUGCACGUCUCUAUCACCAACGCCAGGACCAGGCGGAACUGCCUGGUCUCCCGCUUUCCCUCCAGGGAGGACCUCAUCCAGGUCCUGUUAGCCAGCAGCUUCGUGCCCAUCUAUGCAGGACUGAAACCAGUGGAGUACAAAGGGCAGAAGUGGGUGGACGGAGGCUUCACCAACAGCCUGCCCGUCCUGCCCACUGGCCGCACGGUGACCAUCUCCCCAUUCAGUGGGCGCCUGGACGUCUCCCCGCAGGAUAAAAGGCGGCUGCAUUUCUACGUUAGCAUCACCAACCAGGACGUACUGUCCCCGUGUGUCUUUCUGUCCCAGCUGUCCGUGGCAAACUUGGUAAGACUCAACCGGGCCCUCUUCCCGCCAAGCAGGAGGACAAUGGAAUCGCUCUAUCAACGGGGCUUCGAGGACGCCAGCAGGUUUUUACGUAAAGAAAGUUGGUUUGAGUAGGACGCUUACAGCUUGUUAACGGAGAACACACUUCUUCACGGAGGUUUCUAAUUAAAUCCUUUUUUAAAAGCC